Eleginops maclovinus (Patagonian blennie) is the source of this 8128-nucleotide messenger RNA. It is a transcript of the gene negr1, whose product is annotated as neuronal growth regulator 1. The coding region runs from base 212 to 1294 and encodes 360 amino acids. Lineage: Eukaryota; Metazoa; Chordata; Actinopteri; Perciformes; Eleginopidae. The record is from RefSeq and is a predicted model, not a curated record. The transcript is spliced from 8 exons.
AUGGUGUGCAAGCCACUGGAGAGUACACUUCCCCGCACAGUGGGCUCCACAUCCAGCAAAACAAACCUGGGAAACUGUACGGCGGACCAUUUCUUUACGGGGCUCCGAGGAGGAAAAGUGUGGAAAUAAAAACGACGUUUCUUUUUUUGAACUCCUCGCUUAAUCGAGACGGGAAGACUUGGGGAAAAAGCGGCAACACAACACAGCUGUCAUGGACAUAAUGUUUGCGGUGCAGGAUGCUUGUGUCUCUGGUCAGUGGCUAACUGCGAUAAUACUCAGCUUGUGCUGCUUUCUGCCGUCCUGUUUGCCCGCUGGACAAACUGUGGACUAUCCCUACUCGGUUGAAAGUGUGGUCAGCAGACAAGGCGACACGGCUCUUCUGAGGUGCUACCUAUUGGAUGGGAUCUCUAAAGGAGCUUGGCUGAACCGCUCAAGCAUCAUAUUCGCAGGAAACGACAAAUGGUCUGUGGACCCACGUGUGUCCAUUGUGUCCAGCGUUGGAGACAAACAUGAGUACAGCCUUCAGAUACAGAAGGUGGAUGUUUCUGACGAUGGCCAGUACACAUGCUCCAUUCAGAGUGAGCGCAACCCACGGCCAAAGCUCCUCAACCUCAUUGUAAAAGUUCCGCCCAAGAUAUAUGACAUUUCCUCUGACAUCACGGUAAACGAGGGCAGCAAUGUGUCGCUCAUCUGCACAGCCAGUGGGAAACCUGAGCCAAGCAUUUCCUGGAGACACAUAACCCCAUCAGCCAGGAAGUAUGACAGCGGUGAAUAUCUUAACAUCACCGGCAUCACAAGGGACCAGGCUGGAGACUACGAAUGCAGCGCUUUAAAUGACAUCGCCUCUCCUGACACCAAAACAGUGAAAGUCACAGUCAACUUUGCUCCUUCUAUCCAUGAGAUGAAAAGCCAUGGAGUUGGUCUGGGACGCACGGCUCUGCUGAGGUGCGAGGCCGCUGCUGUCCCCCCUCCAACAUUCGAGUGGUACAAGGGUGAAAAAAGGAUUAUCAAGGGUCAAGGCAUUGAAAUCAAGAGCCUCAGCUCCAGAUCAGUCCUCACAGUGACCAACAUGACAGAGGAUCGUUACGGGAACUACACAUGUGUCGCCACCAACAAGCUAGGGACGGCUAAUGCCAGUGUGCCUCUCAUUCCAAUUAUUGAACCUACCACCACUAGUGCUGUCUCAAGCCCAGCACCCAACACUGCACCCUAUGGGAGCACAGGAAGUGCGCACGUCCCGCUGGCCUGCCGAUGCCUGGUGCUGGCUCUCUCCUCCUUCAUCAGCGUGUACUAGCAGGGGCCAGUCCGGACACAAUGACUGUCGAGAGCAUUUAUGAAUCCUUUUUGACAUUGCUGAAGGCUGGAAUCCAUUCUGGUACAGUUUGUUGAAAGGCCGUGAUGGGGGAAGUAAUCAGCGUUAUUUGUGUGGGGAUAUUUACUUUUUUUUCUAUGCUUUUUGGUGAAAUUUCUGUCAUGUAAAUACGAUGAUGUUUUUUUAUUAUUAUAAUUAUUAUUAUUUCCUCUCUUCUUUCACCUCACCUUGUGAAUCAGUCCCCCCCCCCCCCACCCCCACCCCCACCUCCUAUCAUCUCAAAAGCCCCCAAACUUCCCAAAUGAGUUACUUUGAUGCUCUGGGAGGCGAUGGCGCAAAAACAUUUUCAUCCGUUUUUGUACAUGGCUAGAAAAGAAGCAAUUGUGCCAAGUCUCUCAGUACACAGAAUUACCAUACCAAUGUUGUAUUGAAUGUAUUAUGGGUUGUUGAACAAAGGAAAGACAUUUAGAUUCCUACCAAUACAAAUUCAGAUUAUGGAGUGUGCUUAAAAAAUACAAAAAAACUGAACAAAAAAAAAUUCUAAAGAACAAAAAGGCAGGGCUUUUUUAGGACCUGUAUUGUCAUGAUUACUCGCUAGAUGGAUGAACAGUGUUGAAGGUGUGCUUUGUUGUAUUCUGAAAUUGGUCCUUCAGUUACUAUGCCUGCCUCACAGAUUUGAUCAGGCAGCCGUCAAAGUAGCAAAGUAUACUGUAUCGUAUCUUUAUAUUUUAAUAUAGUGUAGGCUUUUGUUUUAAAGUGGGACCAGCUUUUCUCAUUUCGACCAAGAACAAUAACACAGAUCAUUUCUUUGUACAGUAAGAAGGGAGGAACAUCGCGGCCCUAUGUUUACAUUUUUCUUGAAUAUAUCAAUACGACAUUAUGAACUCCACACCUUUCCUUUCAGAGACAACUGUUGAACGCUUCUCUCUUAAAGUCUCGGCUCUUUGAAACUUGCCACCUCCACUGGGCGUCUGAGCACAGCGUUAGGCUAUGAAUUAUUAUUAUAACAUAUUGAUCAUCGUCUGGCUGAAAACCCACAGCUGCACACUGCAAGUCGCUUGAGGAUUUUGCCUUCAACUUUUGGCAUGAUAUCUAAAUAAUGGACUCCGGGAAAGCAGCAUUCUGCAUUCCUGUGUUUUAUUCCUCUGUUUUCUUUACAGAUAAAUCAAUACUUUAAUGUAUUACAGUCUCUUACAGAUAAUAUAUGUAGAGCAUUUCACCAAUUAACAAAUAAAGGACAUUCAGAGAGCCAGAAGUUAUGCUACUUGAUAUUUCUGGUUUAUACACCAAUAUAUGUUAUCUAAAAAAGUACAAUAAUAAAACUAGCUUUGCCUCCAGUCCUUUUAAUGUUAACUACGAGCAACAAAACAGAAAAUAAAUCUUGCAAACAUGCCCUAAGGUGCAAUGAGCUCUUUUUAGAUGAGAGUCCAUUUCAUUUAAGCAGCUGAUCAGCGCCACAGGGCCGGAGAAUGUCCAGCGGAGAAGAUAAAUAAACCAUGAGGUUGGUUAAUAGACGAAAAUGUGUCUUUUUUUUUCACUGAAAUCAACCAUAUCAAGGCUCUAAACCGUUUUAUUUUUGACUCGUGGCAUAUUCAUCCUCAAGUAUCUUCAAGUCAUGGUGUAAACAGAGAUACUGUACUGUAAUGCCUUAAUAGUACCAUCCACAUUAAAUUAACCUCCUUUAGAAGGACACUUCCAGAGACUCUCAAUAAGAUAAAACUUGUUUAUUUAAACACUUAUUGAAUGUUCAUGAACCAGAAGCUGAUCUUACCUUAUGAUUAGGCAUUAUAUUUAGUAAAAACUCAAUUUCUCGACUCAUGACUCUUGCAGGUAUUUUCAAAACAAGCCAGAUGCAUAUGAUAAAAAUCAGUAUUUGUCGUACAGGUUGAAAUGUUUGCAGGUCUCGUUGGAUUUGGGUUGUGUUAUAUUUUGCCCAACGAUUGAGGGACUAGACCAGUUCUAGUUCACGCAGUAUUUUCACAUGAACUUGUAACUGCAAACUUAUAGAGAAAUAGCCAUCGCAGUUAAAAGACUUAAAGCACAAACACUGUUAUUACUUUUACGUUUCGUGGUGAUUUGUUUCAAAGUCUGCUAAACAUUUUAUUUUAUUUUAUUGUUUGUUAAUGAAAUUGUUAUCAGCUUGUUUUACAAAUUAUAAAAAUACUGCACCAUAUGAUCUUGUUUAAAUGUUAAGGUAUGAAAAUGGGUCAGAAGUAUAUUUAUUCUCUUCCUUUAUGAAAACAAUGUAUAAAAAAUUACAUUUGAAACAUGUAAACCUGGAUAUGUGACAUUUAUUUGAAAUGAGGCUCAGUAUGGCAUAGUUUCUAAUGUUGUCGGGUUCAUUUAGAUGCCAUAGCUGUUGUUGAUUUUUUGUCAGACAAGUACAUUCAAAAGAAAACGUUUGCAAUCAAAUUACCUACUUUUUGACACAGAGAGAGUGUGAACCAAUAUAACAGUAUUAUAGAACAGAAUCAAUGUGUGUAUAUUUGGAGAAAAUAGGAUACCUUUUGAUCUUUAGAGCCAGUGUGUAGUCAUAGUUUUCACACACUCGCGUGUUUAACGAUGUGCAGAGAGUAUGGUUGUGCUGCAUGUCAAAGUUAACCUGUGUUUUUGAGGUGGCCAUUUUACAAAUAUUCAUACUUUUUAUGAAUGGAAACACUUUUUUCCAAAACCAUUGGUUCUUAAACCUGGUCGAAAAAUACAAACCUCUUACAGACCAGCCGGCUAUGUUUGUUUGUGAUUUAUUUUAAUCAACCUUUGCUGAUUAACUGAAAAACACUGCUGUUCAGAGUCAGGAUGAUUAUUGUGGCACAUUGGUGACAGUCUGGAGUGUUGUUGGUUGCUCAGCUAAGCAGUCAAGACCAUGCUAGUAUUCAUACAUAUGAAAUGUACUGGAUGUUAAUUAUUUUCAACAAUGGUAUUAACAAUCCCUUUUAUUGAUUCACUAUCAUUUGCAAUAAAGGUCUUCAUGUUACAUUAUAAACCCACAUCUGAGUUCAUGGGCACUCAAACGGGUUGUCAUUAUCACUGGGACAGAGUUUGAGCCAGAGAGCAUCCUUAAGAAACAGUCCUACACAAAAUGUCAAAUAUCUCAUCAGUAUUUUCUCCUACCACACAGAUAUCCCCUCUUAAAUCAGGGGCAGGGUCAACGCUGUUAUUAGGCAUCUAACGUUUACACUUUAUAAGCAGUUUUCAAGUUCUCACAACAUGGAUUUCGCUUGGUAAGCUUAGAGAGGAAAAACAUGACUGUAAAAUUUAGAAAGAUUACGUAAUUGUGGUGUUGAUACCAGCUACGUAAUGAAUAUGCUGGUCAAAAAAUAAUCUUUGAGUGGUGGACUACCAUGUCAAUAUCCGGACUGGUACGUUGUAGCUAGAUGAGUGGAGCACUAACUGACAGCUAAAGCUAGCCAAUAUUAUUUUAAUAGCACUCACAAUACCUCAGUUCUGUUUCUAUGAACAUCACACACUUGUAUCUGAUCACCUAAAUCAAGAUCUUUGAACAUUUAGGAUUGACUAGCAGCUUCUUCCACCUAUUUAGAUGGCACAUGAAAUAUCUGCACCUUUCUUUUGUCAGAAGUUACAAGAUUUUGGUCACCAGUAACGGACCGCUACACAGCAGUCCCACCCAAAUCUAAUUUCUCUUUGAAAUAAUGAUAGGAAUAAGGGAAAACUAACUUCAGGUGUCACGGUUAUGCAGCUGCAUAAUCGCUGAAUAUGAGUUACAGUACAUUGGUCUGAUUUUGGAGACACAGAUGAUUUGUGAAGGUCUUUGAAGUUGACUUCAGCUAAAUACAGAUUUGCCGGGGGAACAGUUAAACCCUAAUGAAACAAACACUGCUGGGACUAUGCCGUGUUAGCGAGGCAUGAGGGAACAUAUCGGUCUGUUGGUACAGCGAAGCCUGAAUUACUGAGUCAUCUUAAUUUUGCCGUAUCAUGCAUUUGAUCCCCUCCCCUCUGCCCUCGAACGCUGCUUAAAUCCUCCUGAGCCCAGAUGGCCGGAAGCCACAGUACAUAGGAUUAAACACCGAUUGCAAAGCAUCAUGAUUGACUGGAGUGUGACGCUCAGUGUAUGUGAUCUGGAGAUGUUUUUUAAACGUAAAUCACCGCGCAUUCAUCAUGCAUCAAGGGGACGAUUAUGCCUCUUUUUUUCACAACAGCACAAGGCUUUUGAGUAUCCUCUGACCUGAAUGCACUCUUGUCAAAAUAAUCCACGGUUGUGUGACCUACCUCAUAAAAAGUCCAGCUGAAAAAGUCCUGUUGAGCUGAAAACAGACCAUGCCCAGCCACCCCCCCCCCCCUCCCACUUCCUGCAGAGAUCACUGCCUCACCUCCGUUCCCAGUUGAUAGCGGGGGAAAGAAAAUCCCUCUUCUUUUAAAUUUAAGAUAAGAGGAUUUUAAAUAUUCAUGCCUGUGCCCCCCGCCCCCCCGCAUUCCCCACUCUGGAUUUUUAAAUUGUCCAUUCCAAAACUCCUCUCACCCCGGUGCAUCAGAAUUAUAUUGUUCUGUUUGCAUUUUAACAACGUUGGAUUUAUGAUUCAACAGCUGAGUCUUAGAGGGGGACAAGUAUUGUACUGAAUGUGCCUUUAAAAUAUUUGAUCAGUCAUAACCAACCCUCAUACAAAGCACUAACGCUCCUGUACACACUCUGUCAGCUGGUUGCUCAUAUUACAAUUUCCAUCAGCUGUUUAUUACACUAACGGAUCAUUCAAUGUGCAAACUGCAGCAGUAAUUAAGUUUAACAGUUAUCCUAACACAUGUAACCCCAAAGUAGGGUAGAAAACAAAUGAAUUAAACAAAGUUAAAUGUCAUGAUGAUUAAAAUAAUUAGGACUGAUGCAUAGUUGAAGUUCAGUCAUGUGUAUUUAACAGAAACGGAUCAUUCCAGAUGAUCUUUUUCCUGCUUAUUAUCAGGCCAUAACAAUUUGUUUUCACUUCUUUGUUACGGGAAGGGCAUGCUUAUAUUUCUUUUCUGUAAGUGACAGACUGUACCUGACAUUAUCUCAAAAUAUUCCUGCUGCUGUACAAAUAUCACAGCUUGAGUUUAAACAAACAUCAAGAAGGAUUCAGCAGGUGAUGUGCCACUCUGGGCGUCCCUGUGAGAAACAUGACGACAAAAUCAGAGUGUUUUGUUUUGUUUGCUGCUGCAACAGGGGCGCAUUUACUGUAUGAUUAAAUAUAAAGUGGCUUUUACAGUUUUCAAAUACAGACAUGAAUAAAUAUCGACAUUGAGUCGAUGUUAUAUGGCAACUAAUGCAAAUGAUCAGAACGUUUUUUUGUGCAUAAUGCUUGAUGUGGCUCAAUGCUGGUGUUUGCAUUUAUAUUCUGCAAAUGAUUAUCUGUACAGCGGCAUUAUUGUGCAGCAAAACUUAGGCAACAUAUACUGUAGCUAAUGGGAAUGACUAGCAUGGUGUUUGGCUCUUCACAAAGGCGUCUGUGGCCAGCAUGAGCUCGGAGGAGGUGUGGGAGAGGGAUUCCUCCUGACCCGCGGUUAAUGAAACCCUUCCAGUGCCUUUGUCAGUUUAAACUGGGAGAUUGUGUCAUACUACACCCUGGAGCCGCCGCCUGGCUCCCGCAGUCGCCAUAGCUCGUCCCUGAGCAGCAUACUGAGAUGUCACAAUCAAAACCAACUCUGUUUCUUGAGUGCUCGUAUUCAGUUUGGAAGAUAUGAUUGUUGCACAGCAGGAAAUGCAAUCCUUCCUGACAAGCACAGGCAAAAGGAGUGAAAAUGAUUUAAAUUCUUCUUCUAUAACCUGUCUCUGGGCAAGUUUGAUUUAUUCUGAAUAGAAAAGAAAACAUUUUUCAAUUGGUACAAAAAGAGAGUAAUUUCUGACUAGUGUGACUUCCUUUGAAAUCCCCCAGAUCGUGUGGCAGCUGCCAAUGGGGAGUUGCAUCAAGUAUUUGUCAACCUGUCCCUCAUUAUUUCCACUGAAGUGGAAAAUAAGUUGCCAGCCAAUGAUGCAGAGCCUGAGAUACUGCCUGGGUUUUAAAGCAAGCUAUCUCAGGCAGGUCUCUCCCUCCAUGACGCCGAUGACUGAAUCACACGCAGCGAAGUGUUUUCACGUAAAGCUCCGGGGUAAUUGUCAGUUUUGGUGAAGGAUUGAAUGGGUUUGCCAUGGAGAGAAUGUCAUUAUUUGACUGACAGUAAAUGUAAUCUUGUUUCAUUUGUUUUCAUGCCCCCGAAAGGCAGAUUACACAUUGUUUUAUAUAUACUGAAUGACACAGCAAAUCAGGUCUUUGUAGCACCAGUUCAUCAAAUGUGUCUCCUGUGCGGUGUUUGUUUGAAUGGCCUCUGGCAGGGUUCAAGGGAACGAGGUGCAGCAUUUCUUCUGGUUUCUUUCUGUAAAUUGGAUAUAUUUACCAUAUAUACUGUACCAUUUGCUUUCUUUUUUACAAAAACUGGGAAUGAAUAUCACAAGGUUGACCCGAACAUCCUUUUUCUACAUGGACUUUUAUUUUAUUUUUUUCAUUUGCUUGUUUUAUUUAAAUGUUCAAAUCACCAUGCUGAAAUACCAUUUGAAGAGAAGUCUGGAAAUGUUUACUUAAAUGUGUCUGAAGGUCCUUUAGCCACCAGGGAUAUAGUUGUACAUUUAUAGGCUCUAGAUCACUGGAAUGAUAUAUAUGGCUUUAAGUGGAGUUGAUAUAUCUAUAUAUAAUAUAUAUAAAUAUAUAUUGAUAUUUGUCCAGAAAAAAAAACAAACAUGUACUUUAAUUACUUUGAAGCUUACAUUGUGUAUAGCACGUAUGCAAGUCCAUUUUCAUCAUGUUUGAUGUAAUUUUGUAGCAGUGGUUUGAUACUAAUAAAUGGCAGUUGAUGAUG